AUGAGCAGAAGAUGCCUCUCUCCCUCGUGUCCCAUCGCCUCACCACCUUCCGUUCCUUCUCGAUCCACGCCGACGCCGCCACCUCUGGCAGCCACGGUCGUAGCCACCUCUGGCGGUCAGCGUCCCCGACAUUCAGCGCCGUCACCUCCGGCUGCCGUAGCCGCCUUCGGCGACCCGUGUCGCCAGCACCUCCGGGCAGUCAUCGUCGCCCACCGAGCAGUUGUCGUCCGAGCGCUCAGACCAACAGUUGGAUCCUCUACUUCCGAUUUACAACCUCAUGUGGUAUCUAGGCCAAUAGAACAAAGAGAAGAAGAAUUUGAUAUUUCUUCUAUUGAACGAGAUCCAGGAUUACGAAAAUUGAUUUGUGAAUACUCUGUUAAUGAGCGGGAUGAGAUUAGAAGAGCAUAUAUCAAAGCAGAGCCUUAUCAACCCAAACUUGUUGAGUAUCCAAGAACAAAAAUUGGAAAGCAAAAUCGUCGAUUUCAAUAUGUUUGGUUCAAACAAUUUCCUUGGCUAGAAUAUUCACCUUCAAAGGACAAAGCAUAUUGUUUUCCAUGUUUUCUUUUUGAGAAUACAAGUAAUCCAAUGGCUCGUUCUGCACUUGUUUCUGAAGGGUUUAACAGUUGGAAGAGAGUUAAUGAUGGAGAAAAAUGUGCAUUUCUUAUCCAUGUUGGUUCAUUAUCUUCAUCACAUAAUAGAUGUGUGAAAUGUGUUCAGGAUUUGAUGAAACCAAAGCAAAAUAUUGACAAAGUGUUGAAUGCUCAAUCUACGGAAGAAAUUAUAAAGAAUAGGUUGCGUCUAAAGGCAACAAUUGAAGGUUUAUUAUGGCUUGCAACUCAAGGAUGUUCUUUUAGAGGUCAUGAUGAAUCAGAGAGUUCCUUAAAUCGUGGAAAUUUUAUUGAAUUGUUGAAAUUUCAAGCACAUUUAAAUGAUGAAAUUGCAAAAGUUGUGUUACAUAAUUCCCCGCAAAAUGCUAAAUACACUUCUCCGCAAAUUCAAAAGGAAAUAUUGCAUAUUCUUGCUAAUAAAGUGAGAACAAUGAUUCGAGAUGAAUUGGGAGAUGCCAAGUUUUGUAUUCUUGUUGAUGAAGCUCAAGAUGAAUCUAAAAAAGAGCAAAUGACCCUUAUUUUCAGAUUUGUUAAUAAUUCUGGAUUUUUGAUGGAACGUUUCUUUGAGAUUUUGAGUGUUGACGAUACAACAUCUGCAAACCUUAAGAAAUCAAUUUCUGACAUCUUUGUUCAACACAAUAUUCAAAUCCACAACAUGAGGGGACAAGGGUAUGAUGGUGCAAGUAAUAUGCGUGGUGAAUGGAAUGAGCUUCAAGCAUUAUUUCUUAGAGAUUGUCCAUAUGCCUAUUAUGUACAUUGUUUUGCUCAUCGUUUACAGUUAACAUUGGUUGCAGCUGCUAAGGAUGUGCCUUCUAUUUGGCAAUUCUUUUCUUAUUUGACUUCCAUUGUAAACUUUGUCACCUCGUCUCCUAAACGUCUUAGUGAUUUACAAUCUGCUCAACAAGAAGAGAUUGCAUAUAUGUUGACUAUUGGUGAGUGUGAGUCUGGUACAGGAGCUAAUCAGAUUAGUACAUUGCAUAGACCUGGUGCUACUCGUUGGAGCUCUCAUUAUGAUUCUGUUAGGAACUUGAUAGACAUGUAUGCAGCAACUUGUAAGAUCCUUGGAAAUCUCAGUGAAAAUGGGCCAAAUGACACAAUACGUGGUGAAGCUUGUGGUUUAUGCAACACAAUUAUGAGUCUUGAAUUUAUAUUUGUGUUGUUUUUGAUAGAAAAUAUCUUAGAAACCACUGACAUUCUUUGUCAAGCUCUACAAAAUAAAUCACAAGAUAUUGUGAACGCUUUAAAAUUUGUCUCAACCACAAAAAUCAUUCUUCUAAAAUUUAGAGAAGAUGGUUGGGAUGAAUUUUUUGAGAAAGUAAAGACUUUUUGUGCACGACAUAAUAUUGAGAUACCUGAUAUGAGCUGUGGUUAUAAAGUUAAUCGUUAUUGUCAACAAUGGGACCAUAUCACAGUUAAGCAUCAUUAUCACUAUGAUAUUUUUAAUGCUGCAAUAGAUUUUCAAGUGAUGGAACUAAAUUAUAGAUUUAGUGAGGCAACAAUGGAACUUCUUGCUCUUUGUUCAGCUUUGGAUCCUACUGAUUCAUUUAAAAAAUUUAAUAUGAGCGAUAUUUGCAAGCUUGCAUCAAAAUUUUAUCCGGCUGAUUUUACUCAACAAGAAAUUCAUGCUUUGAGAGUUGAAUUGGAACACUAUCAACUUGACAUAGUUUGUGAUCGUGAGUUUCAACAAAUUUCUACUCUUUCUGCAUUAUAUAGAGAAAUGAUUGUGACCAAAAAGGCUGAGAGUUAUGUUAUGAUUCAGAGAUUGAUUCGUCUUGUCUUGACUCUUCCUGUAUCAACUGCAACAGUAGAGGGAGCUUUUUCAUCCAUGAAAUUUCUCAAAACGGCACGUAGCAACAAGAUGGAUGAUGAUUUACUUUCUGAUUGCAUGAUUCUCUACAUAGAACGAUAA
Molecule: messenger RNA, 2517 nt
Organism: Zingiber officinale
Lineage: Eukaryota; Viridiplantae; Streptophyta; Magnoliopsida; Zingiberales; Zingiberaceae
Product: zinc finger MYM-type protein 1-like
Exons: 2
Coding region: 1-2517 (838 amino acids)
Molecular function (GO): protein dimerization activity
Source: RefSeq, a predicted model, not a curated record